AUGAGCGAAAUUAAGGUAGCAGAUUCAGAUCAAUUAAUUGGUUCAAAUCAAAUAGAAAAAGUUAGUACGAUUGGAGUACUCGAUUCGGAAGGAUCUGAAAGACCAUUUGGAGAAUUAAUCAGACAUGGAACUAAGAUUGUGAUAUUCAUAAGACACUUUAAUUGCGGUUUUUGUCAAGAUUAUCUUAUUGCAACUAAAGAUAGAAUGAGUAAAGAAAAAUUAGGAGAUCGAGAAAUAAUUGUCAUAGGAUGUGGACAUUGGUCAGUCAUAAAACCAUACAAAGAAUUGUUGGAUUAUCCAUUUGAAAUUUAUUCAGAUGAUACUCGUCAAUUGUUUGAUCAAUUAGGUAUGAUUAUAUCAAAUGGUUGGAAAAUGGGGAUUAAAUCCUUUUUACAAGGUGGCAAGAUUUCCCAAAUAGGUGGUGAAUUUAUUUUCAAAGAUAAUGAAUGUAAAUUUGCACACAGGAUGCAAAAUACAAGAGAUCAUGUAGGACCAGAAGAUUUAGAAAAAUUAAUGUUACAAUAUUAA
Messenger RNA from Melampsora larici-populina 98AG31, 528 nucleotides. RefSeq lists its product as uncharacterized. The record is from RefSeq and is a predicted model, not a curated record. Lineage: Eukaryota; Fungi; Basidiomycota; Pucciniomycetes; Pucciniales; Melampsoraceae. The coding region runs from base 1 to 528 and encodes 175 amino acids. The transcript has 7 exons.